AUGAAUUCAAUUUUAAACUUUUAUUUAAUUUUUACAAUUUAUUGUUUUUUAUCAGUCCAUGCAUUCUAUGAAGAUUCUGAAGAUUUUUCAUUUAUUUUGGAAAAAGAAAAAAUAAAAUCAGCGCCAAUUCCUGUUGUGAUUUGGCAUGGAAUGGGUGAUUCUUGUUGUAACCCUCUAAGUAUGUAUUACAUCAAAAAAUUAAUACAAACAAAUAUUCCUGGAAUUUAUGUUAAAUCUGUAAUGCUUGGAAAUAAUGUAGUUGAAGAUGUUGAGAAAGGGUUUUUCUCUAAUAUGAAUGAACAAAUUAAUAUUGUUUGUGAAAUGUUGAAAGAAGAUGUGAACUUAUUGAAAGGAUAUAAUGCUAUUGGAUUUAGCCAAGGAGGGCUUUUUAUGUUCGUUUUUAAUUAA
Messenger RNA from Meloidogyne enterolobii, 408 nucleotides. The record is from the annotation of a GenBank genome assembly. Lineage: Eukaryota; Metazoa; Nematoda; Chromadorea; Rhabditida; Meloidogynidae.